Messenger RNA from Staurois parvus, 493 nucleotides. The record is from the annotation of a GenBank genome assembly. NCBI's taxonomy places the organism in Eukaryota, Metazoa, Chordata, Amphibia, Anura, Ranidae.
GGGCCCCUGUACCGCCUUCUCAUGCUGCUGCCAGGCCCGUAAUCAUGCCAUGGGCCCCGUACCGACUCCUCAUGCUGCUUGCCAGGCCCGUAAUCUGUCAUGGGCCCACUUGUACCGCCUCCUCAUUGCUGCUGCCAGGUUCCAGAGGAGUGUGUCAUGGGUCCCUGUACGGCCUCCCAUUGCUGCUGUCUCCAUCGCCACACUCUGCCAUGUGCCAUACUUUCAGGUCUCCUCACCACUGCUGGUGGUUCCAUUUUGUCAUAGGGUGCUGUAUGGCCUCCCAUUUGCUGCCUCCACCGCCACACUGUGGCUCCACCACUCUGGGUUUUGGGCCCGUGGACUGCCCAAAUGAGAACGUGGUGAAGUGUGCGGUGGAUUCUAGAUCGGACGGCACUCAUCUGCAUGUCUUACUGACUGACAGUAUUAUUUCUCUUCCCCAGCAGACUCCAAGGGGCAUUUAAAUUAAAAGGUACAGUGUUCUGCACUAAUAUAA